CUCAGUACUGCGUCCUAUAGACGGACCAGGACUGAGAAGGCUUUCACAGAUCAGGACAGCUUCCUUAUUUAUCUCCUCAUCUGUCUGCCGCAGCAAGAAAGCAGCUCUGCACGAAAUCACGUUUGCUUUUCCAGUAUAUCACUUUCCCCACUCUGUCAUUACGUAAGUGGACGGUGAGUUCCAGUCUUUCCGGUGACGCCACGCCAUCUCUUUACUUCACCCGUCAAUGAAUGUCAUGUACGAUGAACCCUGCGCUCGCCGGUCUCGCCCUGUAUUGUGAAUCUAAAUGCGUCUCCAGUUACAGCCUCUCUCUCGUAUUUCCGCCCACAGCCAAAAGCAAAGAACCUGAGAGAGCGACCGAUGCUAAAGUCACCAGGGCUCCACCCAGCCCUCACUCUCCAUCGCUGGGACUGAGGAACCACCAUGCCAUCCAGGAGGCUGCGGGGCCCAGCCAUGUGGCCAUCAACGCCAUCUCCGCCAACAUGGACUCCUUCGCCCGCGGCCGCACCGCCAUCCUCAAGAAACAGCCGAGUCACAUGGAGGCUGCGCACUUCGGAGAUCUCGGUCAUUCCAGUGUGAACUAUCAGCCCCAAGAGACCCGCUCUCGGUUGUCUAAGACGGUGGAACAUGUCCUACGAGACAACGUGGCGAUACCCCACUACAUGCAUUUCAUGGAACUGCAGGGCGCUGACCACCUGGUUCGCUUCUGGUUGGAGGCUGAGAGUUUCCGCUCGGCCAGCUGGUCGCGGGUCCGAGCACACAGCCUAAACUCUGUCAAACACAGCUCCUUGGCCGAGCCCGUCCCUGCCUCCCCGGGCAACUCGGAGCUCCCGGAGCUCGCCCAGAACACACCCAACGCUUUUUCGCGGGACAGUAGCAGCGAACGCCCGACGGAGCAGCGGGACUCCUCCAGCACGGACCUUAGACCCGGCACUCCACGAGCAGAAACUCCCAGCAGGCAGGCACCCUCCAGGACGGGGACUCCCUUCAAGGUGCAGUCGAACAGCACCCUGCGAGACCUCUCUGACAAACUCAUGAAAAGUAUAGAGAAAGAUGCAGUUACCAUUUUCACAAAGUACAUCUCUCCGGACGCUGUGAGGCCCAUCCCCAUCACCGAACAGAUCAGAAACGAUAUCGUUGCUAAAAUAUGUGGAGAGGACGGCAUGGUGGAUCCAAACUGCUUCGUCAUUGCACAGUCGGUAGUGUUCACCAUCUUGGAGCAACAGCACUUUAGCGAGUUCCUGCGAAGCCAUCAUUUCUGUAAAUACCAGAUCGAAGUGUUGACGAGUGGCUCCGUGUUCCUGGCUGACAUCUUGUUCUGCGAGUCAGCUCUCUUCUACUUCUCUGAGUACAUGGAAAAGGAGGAGGCGAUGAAUGUACUGCAGUUCUGGCUGGCGGCAGACAACUUCCAGAACCAGCUUGCAGCUAAAAAGGGCCAGUAUGACGGCCAGGAGGCUCAGAACGACGCCAUGAUCCUCUACGACAAGUAUUUCUCACUCCAGGCUACAAACCCUCUGGGCUUUGGCGACUCUGUGCGAAUGGAGAUAGAGUCGAAUAUCUGCCGAGAGGGAGGGCCGCUCCCCGACUGUUUCACCACUCCGCUCAGACAGGCCUGGACCACCAUGGAGAAGGUCUACAUGCCAGGCUUCCUGUCGAGCAACCUUUACUACAAAUACCUGAGUGACCUCAUCAACUCGGUGCGGGCAGACGAGUUUGUGAAUGUCAGCACUCCAGGUCAAGGCGGGCCCGCGGACAACGACCGCUCAAGUUCAAAUGUCAGCGAGGGCUCUCAGACUCAGCAAGGUGCCAAAAGGGCAGCAAUCAAGAUCCUGAAAAACUUUGACGAGGCGAUCACGGUGGACGUCGCCAGCCUGGACCCCGAGUCCUUGUACCAGCGACCGUACGCUGGAAGGAUGACGUUUGGGAAGGUGAAUGAGAUGGGCCAGUUUAUCAGGGAGGCAGAGCCGGAGCCGGACGUGAAGAAAUCCAAAGGUUCCAUGUUUUCUCAAGCCAUGAAGAAAUGGGUCCAAGGCAACUCGGACGAGGCUCAGGAGGAGAUGGCGUGGCAGAUCGCCAAGAUGAUCGUCAACGACGUCGUCCACCAGUCAAACCACGACAGCCCCGGCAAGUCCACCAAGUUAUGACCCCACUGAGGAACCAAAGGACCGUCGCUCCCUGCAGACGCCGGCACGCAGGGUUCACCCGCAAAAAACUGCAUCACUCUGAGAACGAACAAGGCAUUUUAUCACCUCCCGAUUUAUCUGCGCGCACGUGCGUGCGUGCGUGCGUGCGUGAGUGAGUGAGUGUGUGUGUGUGUGUGUGUGUGUGUGUGUGUGUGUGUGUGUGUGAGUGAUUGGCCACGCAUGGGCUAACGGAAGAGCGGAUCAUUGCUCCGAUCUUCCAUCAUAACACUAUAAAGGUACUCGUGUAGUCGCCAAAGGUGAAGCGCAUCCGAGGAAGGAGACGUUUAAAGAGAGCCGGCACGAAGAAGAAGCAGCAUGUGAGUCAGGACCGCCGCUGCGACGCUGUAGCCAUAUCUGAGACACGCAUCUGGGACCUACGGAGGACGUGAAGUACCUGCACUCCCUCAUGACGCACCUCCACACACCUUUUUUUUAACCAUUCCUUGUUUUCGAUGAUCUCUGAAGGGGUCGGCCACGUUCAGCACAUGAACAUCAGCAUUGUACAGAUUUUUUUUUUGCUUCCCUCAGCCUGCCCCCGGAGUCGUGUCGUCUGCUGUUUUGGCUGUUUUUACGUACUGUAGGACUUUUCGGAAAUGUGACAAUGAAACAGAAGAAGAGCCGGAGAUUCUGGCUGACCUCCUGUAUGAACCUCGUUGCACCUUUACAGAGCGUAGAAGAAGAAAUACUCCCUAAUAAAGUGCUCCAGUUGUGUUGGAAAACUCCAGACUCCAUGUCCUAAAUGUUCUAUAUAUAUAAAUAUAUAUAUAUAUGUAGAUUUCUGGUUUACCCCAUAAAAUAUUAAUGUUAGUCCUUUUUAUGGUGAUCGCUGUGUUUUUUUUAAUGCGUCGCUGAAACGUCAGUGAUGAGCGGACUGUUCAACUGGAAAGUGUGCUCAGUGAUUUAUUUUUUUUAUUUUCAUUUCUUUAGAGCCUUACCAAGAUGUGGAAAAGAACCAGAAAAGACUUUUGGUACUAUGUACCACUAAUGUUUUCUGACAUGUACGUGUACUUAAUCUAUAAUAUAUUUAAAUUGUGUUUGAUUUAAAUACAUAUAUUAUGAAAUGUU
Molecule: messenger RNA, 3248 nt
Organism: Plectropomus leopardus (leopard coralgrouper)
Lineage: Eukaryota; Metazoa; Chordata; Actinopteri; Perciformes; Serranidae
Source: RefSeq, a predicted model, not a curated record